GCACAUCGUCUGAUAGGAGGAGCUUUGGAAAUUCAAAUCAGAUCCUUUUUAUCAGCCUCCACCACUGUCCUUUCCCUUGUUCCCAUAUGCACCGCACUUGACAGCCUCAUGGGUUGGGCAGAUAAAGCUAUGGAAACACGUGACGGAGCUUGUCGGAGCGACGCUUCAUAAGUGUGAAGACACAGAGAAAAGGACUGGAGAGGCGAUGGAGCCAGCAGCAGCAGCAGCAGCAGCAGCAACCUGUAUCCACCAAACAGGAGCGCACUCCAAGAGCGACAAGACGCACACAGACGUCUGAUCAACUUUUGUUAGCAUUUGAAAAAGAAACUAAUCAUUAUGAUGAUAAUAGUGCUUUCACAUUUAAACACAUGCACGCUGGUUGUAUCUCCUUUCAUGUAAGAUCUGUGUUGGUUGGAUAAUGCGCUUCUGACUUGGAUUAACGCGCAGUGGUUAAGGGCGAUUCUGCGCACUUGGAAAAUGAUGUAAGGUUGUCCAGGCGUCUUAGACUGCAGUAUUUCCCUCAGACACAGCCAUGAAAUCUGUGCUGGAUGGUGUGGCGGACACCACCUUCCGGACUAUUACAUCUGGUUUACAGUAUCUGGGCUCCAAUGACGCUAACUAUGAAGACCCCCUCAAUGAUGUAGACUUCAAGGCGGGUUUCUCUCUGCAGAAGUCCUUAUCUGCUUUCCGCAGCAACUCCUUCCCGAACAAAGUACCUUCAGACGAGGAGCUCAUCCUCAAAGGCAUCCCCUUCUACCCCACAAAUGGCACAGACUUGUUUGGCAACAGGAGCACGUUCAGAGAUGAGACUAACAAUAUACAGUGUGGGGAGAACUUUAUGGACAUGGAGUGUUUCAUGAUCCUGACCCCCAGCCAGCAGCUGGCUGUGGCUGUGAUGUCUCUGACUCUGGGUACCUUCACGGUACUGGAGAACCUGGUGGUGCUCUGCGUCAUCUUCCAGUCCCGCACCCUCCGCUGCCGGCCGUCCUACCACUUCAUAGGCAGUCUGGCUGUGGCUGACCUGCUGGGAAGUGUCAUAUUUGUCUACAGCUUUCUGGACUUCCAUGUUUUCCACAGGAAGGACAGCCCCAAUGUUUUUCUCUUCAAGCUGGGCGGAGUCACGGCGUCGUUCACUGCAUCUGUGGGGAGCCUUUUCCUCACUGCUAUUGACCGCUACAUCUCCAUACACCGGCCUCUCGCCUAUAGGCGCAUCGUGACACGGACCAAGGCUGUCAUUGCCUUUUGUGUGAUGUGGACCAUCUCCAUCGUCAUUGCAGUGCUACCUCUGCUGGGCUGGAACUGUAAACGUCUCAAUUCUGUUUGCUCAGACAUAUUCCCUUUAAUAGAUGAGAACUACCUAUUGUUCUGGAUCGGUGUAACCAGCGUGCUGGUUCUUUUCAUCAUCUACGCCUACAUGUACAUCCUGUGGAAAGCACACCAUCACGCUGUGCGCAUGCUCAGCCGCACCUCCCAGAAGAGCCUUGUUGUUUACUCAGCAGACGGGACUAAAGUGCAGACCACACGCCCUGAGCAGACACGCAUGGACAUCCGUCUGGCCAAGACCCUAGUGCUCAUCCUGGCGGUGCUGGUCAUCUGCUGGGGCCCAGUGCUGGCCAUCAUGGUCUAUGACCUCUUCUGGAGGAUGGACAAUGACAUCAAGACAGUAUUUGCAUUCUGCAGCAUGCUCUGUCUGCUCAACUCCACUGUCAAUCCAAUCAUCUACGCCUUGAGGAGCAAGGACAUGCGGCAUGCCUUACUCACCUCCUGCCAUGCCUGCAGGGGCAGUGCCCAGCAGUUGGACAAUAGCCUCGAGUCAGACUGCCAGAACAGAAAUGCCAACAUUUCUGCCAACAGGGCUGCAGAGAGCUGCGUGAAGACCACUGUGAAAAUAGCCAAAGUAACAAUGUCUGUGUCAACUGAAACUUCAGCAGAGGCUGUCUAAUUGGCCGUGACGGGGUAAACUGUAAAUAUCAUCCUUCCCAAACAAUGCCAUUUAACACAACAAAGCAAAGGUUCGAUAUCCCAGAGAAAUAAAUCCUCGACUUACAUCCUCACAUAGUCGCGUUAGUGGCUGCAUUACUUUACGCUAGUCUGUGAGUAUAUGGUGUGCCAAAGUGCCAAACCGUAUUGCAAGUUCAUAGGAAGGACUCGCAAUUUGAAAGGAUUAUCAAAGACUAUCAUAAAUCUGCUGUUAACCAUAGACUUCAUUAUGUCCAGUUAUUUAAGGCAUAUUAUAUUUUUGUACUGUGAAUUCAGGUUUUGAAAAUGAUAUAUCUUCAUUUAUGGGAUAAGGGGCUACUGACAUUUUUAGUUUGAGGUGUUUUACUGUGUUGUUUAGACUUUAAAAUGUAUCUUGCAUCAUAAACAUAACAAAUCUUCUUGUCUUGACUGUCUACAGGAUUCAUGUACAUGUUGCAUAUAGACAUCUCUUUGAGGGAAUGAUAAAAAUAAAGUUCAAAUGACUGAUUGUUUAUUUCCAAAAUUAACAUUAAUUUUAGUAAUUUUAGUACUUCUUCUGACAACACUCAGUGAGUGGCAAACUGCGUGAAGACAUUUUGAGAAAUGACAGCUGAUUCAUGCUCAAGAUAAAAAAAAAUUAAAAUAACAUCUUUAUCCAAAUGAAAUGGAGGUAAAUGGAUUCACAGCUUUUAAGUGUUUCAAAUCUGAAAUGGCAUUUUCUGUGGCAGAGUGACGAUCGUCCCUGUUGUCCAUUUCUUUAACCGCUCGCUGUUAGACCUAUAGAGUAACGUGUCUUUGUUCAAAUGUGUAACAACUGUACAGUCUUUUCUUGCAAAAUAAAGUGUUCAAAUCGACUCCUUCAGCUUUACAGCCAACACGACAACAACCACAACAAGCUUUUGACCAAAGCUUGAACACAUCAAAACACAGUGUGCUGGUCACUACUGUAACAAACUGAAGAAGUUUCUGAGCUGCUUUCAUCAAAUGUACGAUUUUAUUGCCUUGUAUGUGUGUGAUACCUUGUGACUUGAUGAUAUAUUUCCAAUCCCGAGCCUUUUGAUCAUUGCAGUGACUUGUUUUAGUGCUACUGUUGCAGGGGGGG
Anarrhichthys ocellatus (wolf-eel) is the source of this 3061-nucleotide messenger RNA. RefSeq names its product cannabinoid receptor 1 (gene cnr1). Gene Ontology annotation, cellular component: membrane. The coding region runs from base 533 to 1942 and encodes 469 amino acids. The record is from RefSeq and is a predicted model, not a curated record. Gene Ontology annotation, molecular function: cannabinoid receptor activity. NCBI's taxonomy places the organism in Eukaryota, Metazoa, Chordata, Actinopteri, Perciformes, Anarhichadidae. The transcript has 2 exons. Gene Ontology annotation, biological process: G protein-coupled receptor signaling pathway.